CCCAACAAACACAACUCAUUGCCCUCAAAAAAAAAAAAAAAAAAAAAAAAACACAACUCAUUUCCAUCUACUCUUCCGAUCUCCUCCCAGCUCCCAAACCUCGCGGAUUCUCAAGCGACGUUGUCAUCGUCCUCACCGGCCACCAUGAUCCGGUUCAUCUUGCUGCAGAACCGGCAGGGGAAGACGCGGCUGGCCAAGUACUACGUCCCGCUCGAGGACUCGGAGAAGCACAAGGUCGAGUACGAGGUGCAUCGGUUGGUGGUCAACCGAGACCCCAAGUUCACCAACUUCGUCGAGUUCCGUACACAUAAAGUUAUCUACAGGAGAUACGCAGGACUGUUUUUUUCUAUAUGUGUGGAUAUCACUGAUAAUGAGUUGGUAUACUUGGAAUGUAUCCACUUGUUUGUGGAGAUAUUGGACCAUUUCUUCAGCAAUGUGUGUGAACUUGAUUUAGUAUUCAACUUCCAUAAGGUUUACUUGAUAUUGGAUGAGUUUAUUCUGGCUGGAGAGCUUCAAGAGACAAGCAAAAAGGCAAUCAUUGAGAGAAUGGGUGAGCUUGAGAAGCUGGAUUAAGAAGAAACGGUGUAGUGGUGUACACUAGCGGGCUUGUGGCGAUAACUAAACUGAAGAGCGAAACCAAUUCCUUCCUCUGCCAUUUAUACAAUUCUUUGUAGCCGUUGUGUGAUCAGUAUCCGUGGUCUCUCUACCUUUCUGGAUGGUUGCUUGGUGAGGUUACUUGCAGAUUGUUCUGUAACUAGAUAACAUGGGGUUUUCCCUGCCAUCUGUGUGCAUUUGCUUAAAGUAACAUCAUAUAGUGGAAUAGUGGAUGUCGUCUUCUUUUCUUACCUUCCUGAGCUUAUAUGAUGGUGAUUUAGCAACAUACUCCCUCCAUCCGGAAAUAAGGGACGUGAAUUUGUAUAAAAAUCUAUACAAAUCUAAGUCACUUGUUUUGGGACGGAGGAAGGACAAUGUUUGAGGCUAUCUAGGUAAACAAUCGGAUGCAAUUGUAACAGUGACUGUUUUUUUUCUUUUAUUGAGAGAAAAUCUUUGUUCCA
Molecule: messenger RNA, 1055 nt
Organism: Brachypodium distachyon (stiff brome)
Lineage: Eukaryota; Viridiplantae; Streptophyta; Magnoliopsida; Poales; Poaceae
Product: AP-2 complex subunit sigma
Exons: 6
Coding region: 145-573 (142 amino acids)
Biological process (GO): protein transport; clathrin-dependent endocytosis
Cellular component (GO): intracellular membrane-bounded organelle; AP-2 adaptor complex
Molecular function (GO): clathrin-cargo adaptor activity
Source: RefSeq, a predicted model, not a curated record